Molecule: messenger RNA, 251 nt
Organism: Cylicostephanus goldi
Lineage: Eukaryota; Metazoa; Nematoda; Chromadorea; Rhabditida; Strongylidae
Source: the annotation of a GenBank genome assembly
AUGACUUUUGCGACCCUUGCGAUCCUUGUUGUACUAACGAGGAACUCGCUCGUGAACGGCGAAUGGGGCAAUGAAGAGCGUGAGGGCAAGAAUCCCUUCGAGAAAGGCGUCGGUUUCGACUUGGAAAUCAAAAACGAGGAAUUCGCAUACCAGGUGAGAGCUAAUUUCUCUGCGAAAAUAAGUAAGGAUUUUUACUGUGAAAGUUUUGUAGAGCUCUGCAGCAGCGCUUAUAAUCAUUUUCCUCAAUGAAA